UGGUGGGUGUGUGUUAACAACACCCGAUCACAAAGAACUGUGUUCAAGAAGUGUGUAGUGUGUAGGCACACCGAAUUCAAACUAAACAGCUGUAUGUAGGGCUGCACUCUGUGUGUUGUGUGUGGUAUCAAGAGUCUUUAUUGUGCUGGAUAUUUCAUACUCAAAAAGUUAUUGUGUAGUCUGGGGUGGCUCGAAGGGAAACUUACAGGGAAAUAGAAACACACAGGACUCGGCGGUGAGGAGCAAGCAAGAAGGACUGAUGGUCACACCUUUGAGCCAAGCAGAAUGUUGCGGUUACCUGUAGAAACGAGUUCGUCUUUCUCAUAACAAGGAUUAUCCUCCGAGGAGUAGGAGGAGGAGGCGAGCCUGUCAACUACAGAGUGUUUGUGAGCUGAGUGAUGUGUGCAUGGAGGCUGCAACAGUAACAGAGGAAUAGAGUCAGAAAGAAGGAACACACUAGAUUGUGGACGAAAGUACACACACACACACACACACACCACACGGCGGGACAGGUGUGUUUGCUUUAUGUGGAGACUGAGUUUGGAUCUAUGCUUGUUCUAAAAGGGAAACGAACGUGGAGCUCGAUUUAGAGGAUAAUGGGAAAGGACAGUGAUCGCAGAGGCAAAGGAGGCCUUGCUGCGUUGCUACAAAAAGCCAAGGAUUUUUCCAGCGAAUCACAACAGCAACAGUCACAACAGACAUCAGAUCAAAGUGAUCAAGCCAGCGGCUCCAAAAAGUCAUCCGGAAAGAUGUCCAGCUUCAUGAAAAAACUGAAAGACUUCACGGGCUUCUCUGAUGAGCCAGUGGCAGAUGAAGACGUGAUGUCUGACGCUGACCUUCAGAGGGACACAGCGAGGAAGCAGAGGGCAAUACAACACCACACAAAUCAGUUCUCUCGGGCUCUCACCAAACUAGAGAAGCUUCGAGAGGCAUACCAGGCAUCAAAGGCACACGCCCCGCCCAAACGCUACCAGGAGCUGAAGGAGAUGAUUAAAGCAGCAGUGGCUGACAAGUUCACAUGAUCACAUGAUGCUGUUGUAGUUGUAAUGCAAGGAAGUUAUGAGAGAGAGAGGGAGGGAGGGAAAGAGAGAGAUGGAAAA
Molecule: messenger RNA, 1100 nt
Organism: Aplysia californica (California sea hare)
Lineage: Eukaryota; Metazoa; Mollusca; Gastropoda; Aplysiida; Aplysiidae
Source: RefSeq, a predicted model, not a curated record